UCUGCUUCUCUUUUUCUAAAAUUUGUUUGUCCAUAAACCCUAAUCACAACUUCUUCUUCUAUGUCCUUUUAUCAAUUUCUUUACAUCGUAAUCAUAUCAGUUUAAUCCCAUCUGUAAACAUUCUUUCAUUCUUUAAUUGAUUCAGUGUUGUUGUAAUAAUAAUGAAAAGAAAACCAGCUACGAUUGUCAUCAGAUUAUUACCUCAUAUGUUCACAAACUCUCAAUCAAAUCUGAAUUCUAUUUACAUUAAUUUCUUCAAUAAAGUUCAGACCUUUAGAACUGUUGCUGCUGAAAGAAUUGAUUAUCAAACUCAAUCAAGUAAUAGUGGUUCAGAGGGAGGAGGAGAUUUUCAGCAGACUACAGCUGCUGGGUUUCACACACCAAAUCCUUACAGAGGUAAUCCUAAUGACAAUAAUCAACUUCAGAAUAAUGGGUUCUGUAAAAAUGAGUUGAACAAGAACCCAAAUUCUUCAUAUUUUCAGAGUAAUCAUAAUACGAAUUUUCAACACAACCCUAGUGAGUCUCAUCCUAAGGUACAGAACAUAAAUCCUAAUGGGUUUAAUCCAAUUGAUUUCCAGCAUAAUGCUAAUGUAUGUUACACUUAUAAUUCGAGAGGUUUGGAACAGAAUCUAGAUGGUCAUUAUAGAGAGAAUUCUACUCCACACAGUCCGAAUGAGUCCUCGUACAGAGAACAUUUGCAGAAACCAAAUGGGUAUAAAAAGGAAACGGAAGUUUGGGGAUUUCAACAGAACCAAAAUGGAUUGCGUUCGCAGAUGAAUAACGUUCAUUCUCAAUCAUCCGUGAAUAAUGUGGAAUCUGAAAGUGAGGUGAAGUGUAAUGGUAUCUUUGAGGAGAUGGAUAGUUUCUGUAAAGAUGGUAAUGUGAAGGAAGCUAUGAGGGUAAUGAACUUGUUAUAUCAACAAGGUAUUGAGAUUGGUUUGUUCCAGUAUUGUCAUUUGAUGAAGGUUAUUGGGGAAGUUGUUGCUAAAGAAGAGGCAAAAUUGAUUCAUAACCAUCUCCUGAAGACAAAGCUCUCUUCGGAAACUACCAUACAAAAUAAGGUAUUAGACAUGUAUUUGAAAUGUGGCUUAGUGUCUGAUGCUCAUGAUUUGUUUGGAAAAAUACCUGCUCGAAAUCUGACAUCUUGGGACACCAUGAUAGUUGGUCUGGCAGAUAAUGGAUACGGAGAAGACGCAAUUGAUGUGUUCACUGAAUUCAAGGAGGCUGGAGGAAGACCCGAUGGCCAAAUGUUUCUUGGGGUUUUUUACGCUUGUAGUACUCUUUGUGAUAUUACUGAAGGAAUGUUGCACUUUGAGUCGAUGAGUAAAGUUUUUGGUAUUGCACCCUCCAUGGAUCAUUAUGUGGGUGUUGUGAAAAUGUUGGAAAGUACAGGAUACUUAGAUGAGGCUUUCGAGUUCAUUGAAAAUAUGCCAGUUGAACCAAGUAUCGAUGUUUGGGAAACUUUGAUGAAUCUUUGCAGAAUUCAUGGGAACCUGGAAACUGGGGACCUUUGUGAGAGUAUCGUUGCUCUCUUAGAUCCCUCACGGUUAAAUGUCGAAUCGAAGGCAGGUCUUGUGCCAGUGGACCCCUCUGAUUAUGUAAUAACCGAGAAGAAAAAAAUGUAUCUAGAUCAGGAACCAUUAGGAUUAGUUAGUAACGUUAAACAGUAUAUGGCAGGCGAUACAUCCCACCCUGAUAAUGACAUAAUAUAUGCCCAUUUGAGGAUGCUGAGUGUGCAUAUGAAAGAGUCUGGUUAUAUACCAGAGGUUAGAUGCGCAUUGCAUGAUGUAGAUGAUGAAAGUAAAGCUACAUCACUUCUCGGACACAGUGAAAAAUUGGCUUGUGUUGCUGGUCUCUUAAGUACCCCUGCUCGCAGCCGCAUGCGAAUAAUCAAGAAUCUUAGAGUCUGUGUGGAUUGCCAUAAUGCAUUGAAGUUUAUCUCAAAGAUUGUUGGAAGGCAUAUCAUUGCUCGCGAUGCCAAGCGGUUUCACCAUUUUGAAGAUGGGGUGUGUAACUGCAACGAAUUCUGGUAAAGCGGUAGUAAGGCUUUUGAAGGUUUUGGUGAUGAUCUAAUCCUCUACAUCUGUUGUUAUGUGCAAAUCUAUCACAGAAGAGAAAAGAAGAAGAAACUGAAGAAUGGUGGUACAACAUGAGGUGCAUGAAGCCUGACAACAUUUAUUGACAACAUUUAUACACGCUUUCUUUAAUGGACGAAGGAAUGAUGUAGGGCAGGCUGAGUAUGCUCACCCAACUAUUUCAUUGGUGAGAUUUAAAGUGCAGAGAGAAAGCGAUGCCGCAAAAGGGCUGUUGUGGCUUUUUCAAGUGUUUAAAGCAGGAGAAAUUCCAUGAAAAGAGCAAGGAUGAUAUGAUAUGAUUUGUUUUUCUUCAAUAUCUGACAUGUUUCGAAUGGUUGAUAAAUCUAGCUGAAAUGCAGAGGUUUGAGGAAGCAGCAAAGGCUUUCUACUAAGGUGUUCAACUAGAUCCUGACAGCAAGGAGCUUGCAAUUGAUUUCAGGCCAUUAUCAUCCACUGUUUUUACCUCAGCCUUUUCUUUAUGGUAACGAAUUUGGUAGUUAUGUUGAAAGAAUGUCUAGUUCUGUAUUAUUUUAAAUGCGGAUUGGGAUUCUGGAGUUACUCAGAUCAUUUUGAGUAAUGCGGAACUGCUUGAAUAUUCUACAUCUGUAUUUUUGAAGCAAAUUGCUACAUUCUGUAUACAGAUAUGUACUCCCUCUGUUCCUAAAUAAUAGGUUGGUUUCUA
This is a messenger RNA of Papaver somniferum (opium poppy), 2757 nucleotides long. Its product is annotated as pentatricopeptide repeat-containing protein At4g32450, mitochondrial-like. Lineage: Eukaryota; Viridiplantae; Streptophyta; Magnoliopsida; Ranunculales; Papaveraceae. Gene Ontology annotation, molecular function: RNA binding; zinc ion binding; protein binding. The record is from RefSeq and is a predicted model, not a curated record. The coding region runs from base 162 to 2033 and encodes 623 amino acids. Gene Ontology annotation, biological process: RNA modification. The transcript is spliced from 3 exons.